UACAUCCACACCGGAGAGGAACCUACAUUUUGUUUUCUUCUAUACAAAGUCUGGAACAAGACCUCACACUACCUUUAGGACCUUCUUUUCAACUAAAUACAAGUUUGGGGCUCGGGAAGAUCACUACUUCGUUUAGUUCCAGAUCUUUAUUCUACUCAUGUGAGAUACUUUACCUGUUUUUUAUUUUACCUUUGUUUCUAUUCUUCACUUAUUUUCUGCAUUCCUUUCAUCCCCGGUAACGGCGGAUGCCCCCCCCCUUUCUCCUCACGUGAGUGUGGGACGGUUCCCCCGGUCGGAUUAUCAAGGAACUGUUGAGAAUUACAGCGGUCUGUAAACAGCAACAGAGACUGACGGCAACAGAGACUGACGCCGACAGAGUUGCGUUUUAAGACUCGUUACUCCUCGGCAUUGAACGGUCGCCAUGAACUUUUUUGCCGUUAUCAUCUUUCUCAUCGUUCCUUACGGUUUACUUUCUCGAGAUCAUGAGAUUAAUUCAAUAUGUCAUGCUGCUCUUUGUGUUUUGUUUAUUCUCUUUGAUAAACUAUAGGCUCUACUAUUCUCAUUUUCUCAUACCCAAAUUGUCCCUUGUGUGGUACCAUUGAUUUAACCUUUUAUCAUCCUAAGUGGAAGAGGACACGCUCUCCCCACGAUGACCAAUGAGACCCCAGCUGACCCCUACAUCUUCACCACUGACCUCCUGCCCCUUGACCCUCGCUUCCUUCCUCCGCUGGCCAAUGGGCUGCUGGGUUGGAGGGUGUACGGUGACAUCAUGCACAUGGGCGGAGUCUAUAACGGCGAGGGCGGGGACUGUCACCGUGCCAAUCUCCCCUGUCCUCUGGCUGUGAGGAUGGAUCUAGAUGAGGUGGAGAAGGCAGGGCGUCUGCAACACUCCUACAGUCUAGAUACACACACAGGUAUAUUCACCCACUCUCUGAGGACAGUUCGUGUCAUUGCCUCCCAGUCUCUCUACACCCAUCGACACCAUCCCAACCUCAUGGUCAUGGAGGUCCUGCUGGUUCGUCAGGGCACCUCCCAGGAGCCAAUCACAAUCAAGAUGGACAGUGGGUUCACGCCUCAAAGCGAUGACAUAGUGUUCCAUUCUGAACCGGACUACAAAGGAGCCAGUUACAUCCAGGGCCACACCACCAUGGCUGAAGUCCCUGGUGGCAUCUGUCCCAGCGUCCACAUCAUCUGGACUCCCAUCACCCCCUCCCUUACCCUGCUGCCCGACCAGGCUCAGUCCCGCUGGGGGUUCGUGGUGGCAGUAGCGGGCAGUCAGGACAGCGUACAGGCUCACUACGACACAGCUCUGGAGCUGAUGGCCAAUGGGAACCUUCGUCCCUCGCACCUCCGGGCGUGGGAGGAGCUGUGGGCGGGCAGCACCCUGGAGUUGACUGGUCCAGACAACCUGAGCAGGGCUCUGAUUGGCUGCAUGUUCUACCUGCUCAGUGUCUUCCCUUCGUUGCACGAGGCCCCCGGUCAUUUCGGCGGGGUCAGUCCUGGGGGGCUGUCUAACGGGGGCUCAGGGCAAGACUACUGGGGACAUGUGUUCUGGGACCAGGACACUUGGAUGUACCCCAGUAUUGGUCUAUUCUACCCUCAGUUAGCCCGGGCCGUGCUUGACUACCGGGUGAGGACAGUGGAUGGCGCUAAGGACAAUGCUGAGAAGCAAGGCUACAAGGGACUAAAGUUCCCGUGGGAAAGUGCUGUGUCGGGGAGAGAGGUGUGUCCUGAAGAUAUAUACGGACAACAAGAGAUCCACAUCAACGGGGACGUUACUCUGGCCUUCCAACACUACCUCUACCUCACAGAGGACAUGUCCAUGUUCACAGAGGGGCGUGGCAGCGAAGUGAUUUGGGGCGUGGCUGAUUACUGGGUUUCCAGGGUAACCUGGAGCGCUGAAGAACAAAACUACCACAUCUUAGGUGUCAUGCCUCCAGAUGAGUAUUACUACAACGUCAACAACUCGGUGUACACAAACACCGUGGCCAAGUUCAGUCUUGAGUUUGCUGUGGAGUUGGCUGCCUUGCUGAAGUACCCUGCCCCUCAGGAGUGGCAGCAGGUAGCGGACAAGAUUAAAAUCCCUUUCGACCAGAAGCAGAAAUACCAUCCUGAAUAUGACGGCUACAAAAAAGGACAAUUUGUGAAGCAGGCUGACACAGUGAUGCUAGGCUAUCCCCUGGGUCUACCUAUGACCCCUGAGGUCAGGAGAAAUGACCUGGAGUUCUACGAGGCUGUUACAGACCCUGGUGGACCAGCUAUGACAUGGGGUAUGUUUGCCGUGGGCUGGCUGGAGCUGGGGGAGGUGGAGAAGGCUCGGCAUCUACUCCAGAAGUGUUUCAAAAAUAUCCAGGGACCAUUCCAGGUAUGGAGUGAAUCGUCUGAUGGUUCUGGGGCGGUGAACUUUCUCACUGGUAUGGGAGGAUUCCUGCAGGCUGUUCUGUUUGGUUACACUGGAUUCAGAGUACAGAAAGAUUGUCUGGCCUUCGCCCCUUCCAUCCCUGAGGACAUCACUCAGCUGUGUAUCCGGGGGGUCAGUUACCUGGGCAACAAGAUGGACUGGCUGGUGAGGGGACAGGAAGUUUACAUCAUACUGAGAGAGGGAGCAAAGCAUGCUGGGAAUACCAAACCCUGCGCUCUGCAGGUGGUCCUCAAGAACUCCGGGACCAAGAUCCCCCUUAUACCAGGAAAACCAGUGACUUUCCCACGGGAGUCUGGAAUGAUCUGUAAAGUGGAUCGUGCCAUGUCCUGCUGGCCCAUGUGAGGACCAUCCCUGUCAAACCCCAUCGCUUUCUAUCUACAGUACCUUCUAUCUACAGUACCUUCUAUCUACAGUACCUUCUAUCUACAGUACAGUACCUUCUAUCUACAGUACCUUCUAUCUACAGUACCUUCUAUCUACAGUACCUUCUAUCUACAGUACCUUCUAUCUACAGUACAGUACCUUCUAUCUACAGUACCUUCUAUCUACAGUACAGUACCUUCUAUCUACAGUACCUUCUAUCUACAGUACCUUCUAUCUACAGUACCUUCUAUCUACAGUACAGUACCUUCUAUCUACAGUACCUUCUAUCUACAGUACUUUCUAUCUACAGUACAGUACCUUCUAUCUACAGUGCCUUCUAUCUACAGUACAGUACCUUCUAUCUACAGUGCCUUCUAUCUACAGUACCUUCUAUCUACAGUACCUUCUAUCUACAGUACCUUCUAUCUACAGUACCUUCUAUCUACAGUGCAGUACCUUCUAUCUACAGUACAGUACCUUCUAUCUACAGUACCUUCUAUCUACAGUACCUUCUAUCUACAGUACCUU
Salmo salar (Atlantic salmon) is the source of this 3313-nucleotide messenger RNA. It is a transcript of the gene pgghg, whose product is annotated as protein-glucosylgalactosylhydroxylysine glucosidase. The record is from RefSeq and is a predicted model, not a curated record. Lineage: Eukaryota; Metazoa; Chordata; Actinopteri; Salmoniformes; Salmonidae. Gene Ontology annotation, cellular component: cytosol. Gene Ontology annotation, biological process: carbohydrate metabolic process. Gene Ontology annotation, molecular function: protein-glucosylgalactosylhydroxylysine glucosidase activity.